Molecule: messenger RNA, 1842 nt
Organism: Coregonus sp. 'balchen'
Lineage: Eukaryota; Metazoa; Chordata; Actinopteri; Salmoniformes; Salmonidae
Source: the annotation of a GenBank genome assembly
AUGAACAAGUUCUGGGCCAAAAACAACAAAUUGAACCGACCCAUGUCGCCACAUAUCACUAUCUAUCAGUAAGUUGUCUACGUGUGUAAUAAUGAAUAAACUCACAGUGCAUCUCAGCAAUGGCCGUGUGUAAAAUUUCAGUUGUGAAGGGUGCUUGUCUGAGUUGCUUUCUUCUCCGUAAGCCGUCUCGGAGAUAACUCCAAUAGAAUGACAAUACACACAGCUUUGAUUCAGUGCAUUGUGACAUUGUUUAUGGAUCAGGGGAGCAAGUACCUUUUAAACCACAAAACAACCACUCAGGCACUCCUCGCAAGAUAAUUAACUCAUUAUUAGGGGUGUAACGGUUCACCAAACCCACGAUUCUGUACUAAUUUGGGUUAAGGUUCGGUUUCGGUACAGCGGGAAAAUUAAAUGGCAACUGUUAAUGUGGUUAAUUUUUGAUUUGACAAAAAUGUAUUUCUUCAUAUACACUUUUUUUAUGUAUUCAUUCGGGUUCACAGUUCAGACAGAACCGAGGUCCCCGUACCGAACGGUUCGGUACGAAUACGUGUACCGUUACACCCCCUACUCAUUAUGUAAUGAGCUUUUAUUGAUUUUGCUGUAAACAAUGGAUAUGUAUUAGAUUUAAAUAUCGGGUCACGUGGCCAGGUAAAACGCAAGAGACCUAACUUUAGGUAUUGACAGGGUUUAUAUCCAGUGUGAACUACAAAUGCUGUGUUUGUAUACUGUGUGUGUGUGACAGCCGUGUGUUGUCAUGGUACCCUGUGCCUUGCAGGUGGUCGAUGCCUAUGAUGAUGUCCAUCACACACAGAGGCACAGGAGUGGGACUCAGCGGAGGUAAUAUUAAUAUAUAAACCUUUUACAGUACACUCCAGGGUGAAGUUUUCCCUUAACCAUUAUAGGGGGAAAUACAAAACUGACCCAAGAUCAACGUCUGGUGUCAACUUCACCCUACUCCUUUACAGUACAUGGAAAGGACCACAAGAUCACGGUCCUAAAAACAUAAUGUUGUUCUCUCUCGCUCUCCUCUCCUCUCUCUCUCUCUCUCUCUCUCUCUCUCUCUCUCUCUCUCUCUCUCUCUCUCGCUCUCCUCUCUCACUUGCUCUCUCUCUCUCAUCUCUCUCUCUGCUCUCUCUAUAUCUCUCUCGUGCUCUCUCUCUCUCUCUCACUCGUGCUCUCUCUCUCUCUCUCUCUCGUGCUCUCGCUCUCUCUCGUGCUCUUUCUCUCGCUCUCCUCUCUCACUUGCUCUCUCUCUUCUCUCUCUCUCUCUCUCUCUCUCUCUCUCUCUCUCUCUCUCUCUCUCUCUCGUGCUCUCUCUCUCUCAUGCUCUCUCUCUCUCUCUCGUGCUCUUUCUCUCUUUCUUCUCUCUCUUCUCUCCUCUCUCUCUCGUGCGCUCUCUCUCUCUCUCUCUCCCCUCUCUCGCUCUCUCUCUCAGGUAUCUCGGCGUUUGCUCUCUUAGCGUUGGUGUUGCCAGGUAACUACCCAUACUACCUUGACCUGAUCCACUCCCUGUCCAUUGGCCCUGCUCUACUCGGCCUAGCUAAGUUUGGCAUUGCCUUCCCUGUGUCCUACCACACCUUGAACGGAAUCCGCCAUCUGGUAAGUAAAAUGUGUCCACAGCGCACAACAACACUAGGUCAUCGCCUUAAAACUAAUAUACUGGAAUGUUAGUCCUUGUUUUUGUCUGUCCUUUAAUAUAUCCUGCUUUUCUUUCGCUCUCUCUCUCUCUCUCAGUUCUGGGAUAGCGGUACGGGCUUUAAGAUUCCUGAGGUGUACCGCUCGGGCUAUGUGGUCAUCGCGCUGUCAAUACUGACCUCCAUUGCUGCCAUUGCAUACAUGUGA